UUGUAAGGACGCACCAUGUUGUCUGUCGUCGCUAGACCUCUGAGCAAAGCAGUCACUGGUGCCUUGAGUAAAGCUACGGUCGCAAUGGCAGACGCUCUGGCUAAAAUCCCCGAUGUGGAGAUUGAUCCAGAGGGAACCUAUAAGUACAUACUGGUCAGAGUGAAAGUCAAAGAUGGCGAUGUGCAUAAAGACAUAGUACGAGGCACAAAAAGUGCAGAGUAUCACAAUCAUAUAUUUGAGAAGGUCAAUCCAGCUAUGGAGGCCCUGGGGAUGGAGUGUAAAUGCCUUGGUGGAGGGAAGAUAGAGCACAACAGCCAAGAGAAAAAACUAAGGGUGUUUGGAGAAUCAACUGCAUUUGGUAAAGCAGACCAUUCUGUGUCUGCAGAGAAGUUGAAGAGUGCCUUCAGCGACUAUGAGAUCACCUGGUCUGAUGACAAAAAAUAGAGUAGAAGAAGAGUGUAAACCUAUUUAAAAUGUUUCUUUAUUUUGUUAAUACAAAAACUACAUCAUAAUUGACCCUUCUGUACAACCAUCAUUUCAUUCAAAUACAUCAUUCUGCAUUUAACUGCUUGUGUCUGAUUCUGUGAAAACUGACUCCUUAAAAAUAUUUACACAAGCUCUGCAGGUGUUUUUUUUUAUAUUUAAACUAAAAUGGGAUGUAGUAUGAAUUAGAAUAGAAUGAUUCUUUAUUUAUUGUUGUUUGAUUUACUUACAGAAUUGAAGGCAGGUUGCCAAGCGUGAAGUCCAUAGAGGAAGGGGAGAGUCCGUUGGAAUCACUAACAUAUCCUGUUACUUUGAGGGAAAGUUUCUUGUUUAAAUAACCAGAAAAAGAUAAGAGAGGCUUUUAUUUGUCGUCACGGGUAUAUGCUUUCAUUUUUGUGUAAUGCUAAACAAUGCUAAACUUCAAACUAAAUUCCACAGUGCUUAACAAACAAUAUAAAAUAUAAAUAAAGAAAUAAAAUGUGAAGAAAAAAAGUUACAGAGGGAUAAAAUGGCCUGAGUGGAGACGUACUUACAAUUAUUACACUUUUCAUCUCUUUUCAUCAACAUUUAGAAUUCAAGACUUUCUUUUUUUUGUCUCUUUAUGCAUUAUUUAAAACUAAAGUGAAAAGUCAGGGGAUCGCCAAAGUCAGUAGGAUUCCUCUGGGGACUACAAAUGUAUGUACAAAAUUUCAUAGUAAUGCAAUUAAGGUUGUCCUAGUAUGUCAGUCUGUCAAAGUAUAGUGGAUCCAUUGAGCAUUUAUUUGUAAAACACAAAUCCCACCAGAAAAAAAGAAGAAAAAACACUCAUAUAUAUGUUGGACACUUUCAUCACUAUUUGUGAUCUAUCCUGAAAGCAAGAAAACCAAAGUUCUACUCUGUAUUGUUAGGAAGUGAUGAUACCGAGGCUAUGUUUUUAAAGGGCUGUCUUGAUAGAAUAUCCAGUUUUGUCCUUCCUUUGGUCUUGUAAAUCUAUGUUAGUCUAUUAACCACACAAUUAGUUACUUUAUUCCUGUGAGAUUCCAUUAUCCAUAUUACAAGAGUCUACAUCCUUUUCCUCUGGACUUUCCCACAAGACUUUUUUUUUAAUGGUACAUGUUGUAUUUCAGCAGUGGAGCACAUUGCCAUCACUUUCCUUUUUUGUUUCUGACUCACCAUUUACUGUUGAAAAAACCCAAGAGGAAGAUUAGCACAUAACUCUGCAGACUACAUGAACAGAAAUAACUACUGUUGACACUGAAGAGCGCUCCUUUUCGUUUAAACCCCAUCAGUGGCCUUAACAUAGACACCACUGGUGUGCCAGUUACCAUGUGACCUCAAAAAAGAAAAACAAAAAGGCAUCUUCCUUUUCAUCCCAAAUCCGGGAGCAGUUUCCUCUAAACUGAUAACCUUUCUAUUAUCUACAAACAGGGAGGUCAGCACAGGAGGGAGAAAUAUUAGACUGUGUUAGAGUCACCGCUCUUCUUGGGAAAUGUUUUAAAUGUUACAGUAAAAGUUUAAUGAGAUUUCACAUAAAACAUUAGACUUGUCUAUGACCAAACCGUAAUCAGUCUGUGUCGUCAUGUAAUGGUUAUAAAGGCGAUUUCUAUAAUCCAGUUAGAUGCCUUUGUCAUAAUCUUUACAAUCCCUAAAAUGUAUCAGAUUUUUUGAAGAUCUGUUGGUUCAGUUCAGAUCUUUAUUGUCCCUCAAGGGGAAAUUGAUUUACAGUAGAGAUGAUAGAUUAGAUUAAUUUUAAUUAAUUCUAAUCUAUCUAAUCUAUUCUCUCAAAUUUGUCUUUCACAAUAUUUCUGUUUAUAAUGAUGAAAAUAACAGUUUACAAAUGGAAAAGACAGACACAGUCCAUCCUAACAUCAAGUGUCUGUGUUGAGGUGCACUUGGUCAAAAUGCUGAAACACAGGAGAUGCUGAACUUUGUCCUUCUUGUGGACAGGGCAAGAGAAAAUAAUUUUCUUUGGGAAGCAAAAACAAAUCUGAAACAUGCUUGUUAUGAUCUUGCAAUAGCCAAACUACUGUAUUUAUUUUUUUGUACCAAAACCUGUUUUUUUAUGUUGAGAUUAAAGAAAUGAACUGGG
Messenger RNA from Morone saxatilis (striped sea-bass), 2551 nucleotides. RefSeq lists its product as uncharacterized. Gene Ontology annotation, cellular component: cytosol. Gene Ontology annotation, biological process: peptidyl-histidine dephosphorylation. The record is from RefSeq and is a predicted model, not a curated record. The coding region runs from base 16 to 444 and encodes 142 amino acids. Gene Ontology annotation, molecular function: protein histidine phosphatase activity. The transcript has 3 exons. NCBI's taxonomy places the organism in Eukaryota, Metazoa, Chordata, Actinopteri, Moronidae.